AUGAACGAAAAGGACUGCCCGGAUCACCACUACCGUUACGACACGUACGUCCCGUUGAUGAAGUCGGCCACGAUGAAGGGCGCGAAAGGGGGACCGGUGCACCGGACCAGCGAAACCAGCACCGUCCUGAAGGGGGGCACUCAGACGACGAUGACCAAGCAUGGCACCACCACCGUCCACAGCAAGGAGGCUGGGCCCGGUGGUGGGGCCUCCCGGUGUUGUUCCUGUUGCGGUGGCCGUGGAAGUUCCACCUUUUGGGCUGCCCUGCUCACCAACAUGGGCAUCUGUACGCUGCUGCUCGCAUACACGCUCCUGGGGUCCUUCAUUUUCCUAGCGAUCGAAGGAGGCGCCUCGCAGAUGCAGCAGCGCACGCUGGCGUCCACGAACCGCAACCAGAAGCAGCUACCGGUCAGCCAGCACGUCGGUCGCCCCGAUACGGCCAACCUGACCUUUCCGCAGCUCAUUCUGCUGGAAGCGGUCGAGGCCCGCCAGCGGACGGUCGAGAACAUAUGGGACAUCACGGUGUCACUGAACAUUCUGUACCGCGAGAACUGGACCAGACUGGCGUCGAUGGAGAUUGCCCGGUUCCAGGAACAGUUCGUCAAUCGGUUGCUGGAGGAGAUGACGCAGAUGCAGCACGGUGCCGUUGGGCCGGCCGGAACCCACCACGACCACGGUCCGGACAAUAACUGGACGUUCGCGAGGGCCUUCCUCUAUUCGCUGACCAUCUUAACCACCAUCGGAUACGGGAGCGUAGCUCCGCGGACCGUGCUCGGCAGAAUGAUAACCCUGGCGUACGCCGUGCUCGGCAUUCCAUUGACAUUAGUCUACCUAUCCAGCACCGGCGGAAUGUUGGCGAAAGUGGCCCGUGGAGUGUUUUCACGGGUGCUGUGCUGCUGUCUGUGCUCCAACUGUGGCUACUGCUGCUACGACGAGAAGCGCAUGGAGGAGAAGGAGAAGCGUAUGAAGCGCAAACGCCAGCAGAUGGAGCUCCACCAGCAGCAGCAGCAGCAGCAACAUCAUCUCGCCCUGACCGGCCAGGAGCCGUACUACGUGCGCUCCGGCUCGCUCCAGACCAGUGUGAACUCGCCCGAGAAGCAGCUCACCAUGUUGGCGGCCGCAGCGGGAGUACCGCCCGACAUGGACUCCACCAGCGGAAGCAACGACAGCGACUCGCGAACCUCCAUGCACGGGCUCAGCAUCCUCGCGCCAAUACUGCUGUGCGUGGCUAUGAUGUCGGUCUACAUCGUGAUCGGAGCGCUGACACUGUUCCGCCUCGAGUCGCUGCCCCUGUCGGACGGAGUGUAUUUCUGCUUCAUGGCCCUGUCGACGAUCGGGUUCGGGGCGCUGGCACCGGGCGCACGGCGCGAAUCGCCCGCCACCACGUGGUUCUGCGCCGGCUACAUCAUGGCCGGCAUGGCGCUGACGGCCAUGUGCUUCAACGUGCUGCACGACGAGAUCCUGCACCGGUUGCGGCACAUGGUCGAGAUGCAGAAGGAGAUCCGGAACCACAACGAGCAGCGGCGGUUUCUCGCUUCCUGA
Messenger RNA from Anopheles cruzii, 1542 nucleotides. RefSeq lists its product as uncharacterized. Gene Ontology annotation, biological process: stabilization of membrane potential; potassium ion transmembrane transport. NCBI's taxonomy places the organism in Eukaryota, Metazoa, Arthropoda, Insecta, Diptera, Culicidae. Gene Ontology annotation, cellular component: membrane. The coding region runs from base 1 to 1542 and encodes 513 amino acids. The transcript has 5 exons. The record is from RefSeq and is a predicted model, not a curated record. Gene Ontology annotation, molecular function: potassium ion leak channel activity.